AGAGUGCAAGUCAAAAGCGUGUUAAGGUAGAGUUUUGAGCAAAUCCUAAUCUCACUAAAUUAGAGUGUGCUAGUUAAAUUAAAGAGUUGGUAAAUAUUUUUAAAAAAUUAAGUACACCUUUAGAGUUUCUAUAAAACAAAAUCUUUAUCUUAUUAUGUGCAUGUAAAAAUCUCAAAAAAAAAAAUGUUAGAGAAUUCAAUUUACAUGGAUAUUUUCUCAUACUCUCUUCCAUGUAUUUUCCUAAUAUUAUUACUCUACAAAUUAUUUAUGAAAAAAUCCUCAAAAAUCCAUAAUUUACCACCAUCUCCACCAAAAUUACCAAUAUUAGGGCAUCUUCAUAAAAUGGGUUUACACCCACAUCAUGCCCUAAAAUCUUUAUCCAAUAUAUAUGGAGAUAUUAUGUUGAUGUAUAUGGGUAAUAAACCUACUCUUAUAGUCUCAUCAUCAAAGGUAACAAAAGAAAUUAUGAAAACCCAUGAUGCUAUAAUUUCUAAUAGAUUUCAAUUUAGUAUAAAUAAAAAAUUAUUUUAUAAUUGCAUGGAUGUUGUUGCUUCUCCUUAUGGAGAAUAUUGGAGACAAAUGAAGAGUAUAUUUGUUCUUCAUUUAUUAAGUACUAAACAAGUUAAAUCUUUUAGGGGUAUAAGAGAAGAAGAAACUAAUUUACUUAUUAAAAAAAUUGAAAAAAAUAUUGGGUUAAGUGUUAAUUUAAGUGAUUUAUUUAUGGUAUUAACAAAUGAUCUAAUAUGUAGGGUUGCUUUUGGAAAAAAAUAUAGUGAAAAAAUAAAAAAAAAUAAUGGGGUUGAUUUUAGGGUUAUUAAAGAGUUUGUAGAGCUUUUAGGGGUGUUUAAUAUUGGGGAUUUUAUACCAUGGUUAGGUUGGGUUAAUAGGUUUAAUGGGUUAAAUGAAAAGUUAGAGAGGGUUGCUAACAAGUUUGAUAUGUUAAUGGAAGAGAUACUUGAAGAACAUUUAGAAAGACUUAAUGAAGGUGAUAAUUGUGAUGGGAAUGAAGAAAAGGAUUUUGUGGAUGUUUUACUAAAAGCUCAAAAGGAAAAAUCACUUGGAUUUAGUCUUCAAAGAGAGAGCAUCAAAGCCAUGAUAUUGGAUGCAUUUGCAGCAGGUACAGACACAACUUACACUGUAUUAGAAUGGGUAAUGACAGAACUCUUAAGAAAUCCAACCAUAAUGAAAAAAGUACAAAUUGAGGUAAGACGAUUCUCGGGUAACAAAGAUCACGUAACAGAAGACGAUUUAGAAGACAUGAAGUACUUAAAAGCAGUAAUCAAGGAGACUAUGCGAUUGUACCCUCCGAUUCCCUUAAUAGUCCCUCGUGAAUCAACAGAGGACGUAAAAAUAAAAGGUUAUGAAAUCCCAGCAGGAACUCUUAUUUUCAUCAAUGCAUGGGCCGUCCAAAGAGACCCAAUAGUUUGGCCAGAACCCGAAAAGUUUCAUCCUGAAAGAUUCUUAAACUCAAAAAUAGAUUUUAAAGGACAAGAUUUUGAAUUGAUUCCAUUUGGAGGAGGAAGAAGGAUAUGUCCAGCAAUAUCAUUCGUGAUAACAAAUAAUGAGCUAGUAUUAGCGAAUCUACUGCUUAAAUUUAAUUGGACAUUGCCCGAUGGAAUCAAACCCGAAACCUUAGACAUGUCUGAAAGCACCGGUCUUACUAUACAUAGAGAAACUCCUCUAUUUGCUUUUGCUACUCUAGAGAACUUAUCCAAUAGCAAAUAAAACAAUAAGAUCGGGAUUGGAUGAUGCAUAUGAAAAUGAUAUUCAACAACUACAAUGAAAACUAGCUAUUGGUUUGUUUCUAUUAGUCUUAAACUUGUUUAUACUUAGAAGUAUGUUGUUAGAAUAUUGUUGGUGUGGAUGGUUUCUUGUGUUGCUUAAUUCAGCCUUUGUUAAUAUUUGUUGUAACUUGUACGAAUUCUACAUGGUGACAUAUUUAGGAUAUGACAUGAUCUACAUGUAUGAAAUUUAGAAAUAAUCAAAUAAUUAUAUCUUAAAGUUUUGUUUUGUUACGUUUUUCA
Molecule: messenger RNA, 2024 nt
Organism: Amaranthus tricolor (Joseph's coat)
Lineage: Eukaryota; Viridiplantae; Streptophyta; Magnoliopsida; Caryophyllales; Amaranthaceae
Product: cytochrome P450 736A117-like
Exons: 2
Coding region: 184-1725 (513 amino acids)
Molecular function (GO): iron ion binding; heme binding; oxidoreductase activity, acting on paired donors, with incorporation or reduction of molecular oxygen
Source: RefSeq, a predicted model, not a curated record